UCUGCGUGGUUAUGUUUUGGUUCUCUUAAAUUGUCAAUCAUCAGAAAGAAAAAAAAAAGAAGGAAAAUUCGUACCAGCACGAUCGUUCCAAUUUCCAUUGUUUUUUAUUAUAUUCGGUGAAUUAUGGAUACUGUUGUUGCCGUUUCUUUUCUACCCACUCCCUCCGUCUCAAAGAGCUUUUUCCCUUCUCCUUGUACACCGUUCCGUUCGAAGAGCUUAUAGGGAUCAGGGUUGAUUCCGUUGAAGAAGCUAUGGGUUGAAGUUUUUCAUGUGUAAGGCCGGUUGAAUUGUGGAGCAAUGACGAGUAGCUGUUUUGGUGUAUUCAACAGCUGUAAACAAAGAGACAGUCGAGGCCGGGCAAAGGGAGAAGAGAUUGCCACCAACAAUGUAAGGCUAUUUUCUUAUAAUUCAUUGAGAUCAGCAACAGAUGAUUUCCAUCCAUCAUGUCGGAUUGGUGGAGGUGGUUUUGGGGUUGUCUAUAGGGGAGUUUUAAGAAAUGGUACUCACGUAGCCAUCAAGUGUCUUUCUGCAGAAUCUAAACAAGGAACGCAGGAAUUCUUGACGGAGAUAAAUAUGAUUUCGACUAUACGACAUCCAAACCUUGUUGAACUCGUUGGGUGUUGUGUUGAGGGAAAUAAUCGAAUAUUGGUCUAUGAAUAUAUGGAGAACAACAGCCUUGCAAGUGUCUUACUAGGCUCAAAAAGUAAACACGUUGCUCUGAGCUGGCCCCAGAGAGCUGCUAUUUGUCUGGGCACAGCUUCUGGUCUUGCAUUUCUUCAUGAAGAAGCUGAACCACAUAUUGUUCACAGAGAUAUAAAAGCUAGCAAUGUACUUCUUGAUGGAAAUUUUACCCCUAAAAUAGGGGAUUUUGGGCUGGCUAAACUAUUUCCUGACAACGUCACUCAUGUUAGCACUAGAGUAGCAGGAACAGUAGGAUAUCUUGCCCCAGAGUAUGCUCUUCUAGGACAGCUUACAAAGAAGGCAGAUGUAUACAGUUUUGGGGUGCUUGUACUUGAAAUAAUUAGUGGGAAAAGCAGUAGUAAGGCAGCAUUUGAGGAGGAUAUGUUGGUUCUUGUUGAAUGGGCAUGGAAACUGAGGAAAGAGGAAAGGCUUCUGCAUAUGGUUGAUCCAGAAUUGACAGAAUAUCCGGAAAAUGAGGUGAUUCGCUUCAUUAAGGUUGCAUUAUUUUGCACCCAGGCAGCUGCCCAACAGAGACCCAACAUGAAGCAAGUACUACAGAUGCUUGCCAAAAAUGUUCACCUAAAUGAGAAAGCAUUAACCGAGCCGGGGGUGUACAGGGCACAUGCUUCUCAGCACUCGGGUGUAGGUAGUUCCAGAGAGACAUCAUCUUCUCAGAAAAACAAGGGUAAGCAAUCCGUGGAUCCUCUUAUAACCACAAGCCAUGUAUAUAGCUCAAGUAUGACACAUAUGCUUCCAAGAUAAUGAUGUUCAACUGUGCUUUGUGACCCUCUUAUUCCUGCAUACCUUGUGAAUGGGCGCAAAAGUAGAGCCCAAUGCUUACUCCCCUUGCGACCUUUUAGCGAGGAUGCCUUCUGAAAGAAUACGAGGUAAAAUUAAGUUGAAUGUGUAUUUGCUGAUUCUGCACAUAUAAUUAUAUACAUUAAUUAGCUUACAAUUUUUUUAUCAAAAAUAAAAAAUCAGUUUGUGCCUUUUCUUUCAGGCCAUAGAAACUACUAUCUUUCUCUUUGAGAAUAAGAGGCUUUAGGAACUGUAUGGUGGAAGAUUUGUUGUUAGCUAGCUAAUUUACUUAUUGGGCUGUAGACGAACUGUGUUUGAGAAUGCUCGAAGUAUCAUUUGUGAA
Molecule: messenger RNA, 1822 nt
Organism: Tripterygium wilfordii
Lineage: Eukaryota; Viridiplantae; Streptophyta; Magnoliopsida; Celastrales; Celastraceae
Product: putative serine/threonine-protein kinase
Exons: 7
Coding region: 298-1443 (381 amino acids)
Biological process (GO): protein phosphorylation
Molecular function (GO): protein kinase activity; ATP binding
Source: RefSeq, a predicted model, not a curated record